GGUGCGUGUGAAUAUGGGCUUGAUAUGAAAACUGUAGCUACAAGAGUAUUAAAAUGGUCUUAUGGAAUUAAGGUUUCGAAGGUUUGGAAAGACGGUGACCCAUUAUCUCGUAAAGACUCUAAUGGUCGGAUAGAUAAGUUUUUUUUAAUGGCUAGGAAAGGAACAGAAGUGGAUGCGGAAAAAGAAUUUUCCAAUAAUUUUUCUCCAAUUCGCCCUGAUCAAACCUCUAUAACCAGUAAGUUUUUCUACACUAAUGAAUAUGGCGCAGAAUAUUGUGAUGAGCCUCAUAUGAGAAAAUUAGGUAGUUUCCGGACUAGUGGUUUACCUACCAAGAGUUCAGGACUGAAUCGUUCUGUGUGUGAAACAUUACGUUUUGCAUCUAUGGAAAGUACUAUCGUAACAGCAAAGAGCCUACAUAAUGGCGAAACCUAUAACACAAUAUUUUCCACGGAAUGA
Scutellospora calospora is the source of this 456-nucleotide messenger RNA. The record is from the annotation of a GenBank genome assembly. Lineage: Eukaryota; Fungi; Glomeromycota; Glomeromycetes; Diversisporales; Gigasporaceae.